This is a messenger RNA of Mytilus californianus (California mussel), 9379 nucleotides long. RefSeq names its product microtubule-associated protein futsch-like. Gene Ontology annotation, cellular component: super elongation complex. The coding region runs from base 133 to 3564 and encodes 1143 amino acids. The record is from RefSeq and is a predicted model, not a curated record. Lineage: Eukaryota; Metazoa; Mollusca; Bivalvia; Mytilida; Mytilidae. The transcript is spliced from 5 exons. Gene Ontology annotation, biological process: regulation of DNA-templated transcription.
AAGCAUAUGACGAAAUACAAGUCCUGUCAACCAAUGUGUUUAGAUAUCCGGGUGCAAAAUUCAAACGGAAGACUAUUACAUGUACAAAAUGAAAUUGUCUAAAUAAUACUGAAAGGAACUGGAGUUUAUGAAAUGAGCAACAACAAGUCUGUUCAAGUGAAGAUUGAACUAGGGCAUAGAGCCUCUCAGAGAGAUUCGCCAUCACCAGAAGGGUACACACAUGAUUGGACUGUUUAUGUCAGAGGACCAGAGGGUUGUAACAUUUCAAAUUUUGUUGAAAAGGUUGUUUUCAAUCUACAUUAUAGUUUUCCGCACCCAAAAAGAGCUGUAGUUGCACCACCAUACCAUGUGGCAGCAAGUGGUUAUGCAGGAUUCACAUUGCCAAUAGACAUUUAUUUCAAAAACAAGGAGGAACCAAAAAAAAUCAGAUUUCAGUAUGACCUAUUUCUAAAAUUAGAUGAUACACCAGUUAAUCAUAUACGAUGUGAGAAAUUAACAUUCCAGAAUCCAACAGAUGAAUUCAAGAAAAAACUACUGAAAUCAGGAGGUACCUUGGUUGGCAGUGGUGCUAAUCUUGACAACAGUGGGAAUGGCAAACAGUUUACAGAAUUAUUUGGCCAGCCAAUCACAGCUGAUUCAGUAAAGAAAGAUAAGAAGUCAAGCACUAAGGAAAAGGACAAAGACAAAGAGAAAAAACCAAAGCAUACAGGUAGUGUGUCAUCAGAAAGCACGUCAAAAUCAUCAGCGAUUCCAUCUAAAUCAACUGAACAGACGCCAAGUUCCAAAGAUCAUAAAAGUUCCACACCAAAAGAUAAGCAUUCAUCAUCAAAGCCUUUAAAAAGGCCGUCAGAUGCCACUGAUACCAAUCCACCUAAAAAACAGAAGAGGAGUUCCUCCAUUUCCUCUAUACACUCUGAGGAUAAACAAAGACUAAAAUCCGAAACAGAUAAAAUUAAACAUUCUAAACACAAGGAAAAGAAGAAAUCUUCAGAAUCUUCCCACAACUCCCAUGAUAGAAAAGUGACAUCGUCGUCAGAUCAUAAAUCAAGCUCUCAUCAUAGGAACGAACACAAAUCAAAACCGGACACGUUAGUGGCAACAAAAAAGAUUAAGGAUGUACCAAUUAAGAAAGAAGAUAGUGUGACAAAGCGAGAUGAGACGAAAAAACCUGAAAAUACUUUUUCAAAGAAAGAUUUUAUUAAAGUCAGAAAAAAUUCUGUGGAUGCCCCGGUAAAAAAGAAAGCAAGGAUUUCUGAAUCCAGUAGUAGUAGUGGAAGUGGAAGUAGUGAUAGUGACAGUAACUCUAGUAGUGGAUCAUCAUCUUCUUCGUCUGAUUCUGAGUCUGAAUUAUCUGAUAAUGAGGUGGAGGUUAAGAACAAAGAGGUGGAGUUGGGUCACGAUAGUGGCAAUGAUACAGAUAUUUUUGCGGAAGAUACCGAAGAUACUAAAGGGAGACAAACUCCUGAUGCAGAGUAUGUGUCUGUUGUUACAAGUGAAACUUUGAAUAGACCUAGAGCUGAAGCACUUAAUGACAUAUUAAAACAGCUUGGCAAUGACGAUGAUGAUGACGAUAGUGAUUAUGAGGCAUUUGCAGCCUCUGAUUUAAUGUCACACCAUAGACCUUUUGCAAAAUCGUCUCCAUCAUCAGUUAAAAGUUCAUCAUCAGUUAAAAGUUCAGCUUCUGUCUCUAGAAGAAUGGAUUCUCCGUCUUCUUUCCUGAAUUCCAAAUCUUCACCAAUGUCAUCCUCCCAUAAAAGUUCCAAAUCAUCUCAUCAAAGUACUGAAUCAUCUAAGCAUUCAAAAUCUUCUCAUUCAGAAUUUGUGCAUAAAAGUUCCAAGAGUUCUUCAUCAGAUAAGCCACCAACUCCUUCACAAAAAGGCUCCAAGCCAUCUACACCGUCAUCUCAGAAAAGUUCUAAAUCUCCUAUAUCACAUAAAUCUACAGCUCCAUCACCAACAUCUUCUCACAAAAGUUCAGCAAAAUCUAGUCACCAUUCAUCUUCAAAAUCUGGUUCAUCUAAGAAAUCUAGUGAUGAGGUAAAGAGAGUGGACAAAACACCUGACGAAAUGAUCAGAAAAGGAAAGACAGCAGAUCAAGAGAAAAAAGAAAAAGCUUCUUCUGAUUUAUCAAAGGAGCACAAAAGUUCCUCAAAGUCUAGUAGCAAACACAAAGAGAAAAGUAGUGAAAAACAUUUAAAAUCUGAUUCUUCAAAAGACACAAAAAACAAAAGUGAAAGUAAAGAAAAAGAACCAAAAAGUAAGGAAAAGGAGGUUAAGAAAAUAUCUGAAACGAAGGACAAGGAGAUACGGGUGAAAAGUGAAAGUAAAGACAGGGAGAUCAAGAACAAAAGUGAAGGCAAAGACAAGGAAGUGAGGAAUAAAGUGGAGUCAAAGGAAAAAGAACAUACUAAAGAGAAAAUUGAACAAGUAGAGAAAGAGUCAAAGAGCAAAACUGAAAACAAGGGGAUUGAAAAAGAAAAAGUGUUGAAAAGUAAAAAGGAGAACAAAGAGAAAGAUAGGAAAGAAAGUAAAAAACAUUCAAAAGACAAAAAACAUUCUGGAAGAGAAAAAUCGAGAUCUGAUUCUAUAAAAGAAAUCAAAACUACUCCAAAAGAAGUAAAAGCUAAAGAAAAAAAUGAAGAAGAUAAAUCUCAAAACGUUUCCUUAAACAAGGAGAGUAAAACUAAAGCCAGAACAGUUGAAAAAGGUACAGAGGACUCUAUUAAAAUAUUGGAAAAAGAAAAAGAAAGAGCUGCAAAAGAAGCCAAAGUCAGGGAAAUUUCUAAAUUUUUACAGGGAAGCAAAACAUCAAGUAAGGAAAAUAGAAACAAAGAAAAUGAUGAGAAAUCAAAAUCAAUUAAGCAGGAAACUAAAAAUAAAGAAAACGAUGAGAAACUGAAAUCAAUUAAGCAGGAGACCAAAAAUAAGGAAAACGAUGAAAAGCUAAAAUCAAUUAAGCAGGAAACUAAAAAUAAGGAAAACGAUGAAAAACUGAAAUCUUCUCACCAUUCAUCAAGUAAUGGUAAAGAAGCAAAGAAAAAAGAAGGUUAUGAAUCUUCAGCUAGAAAAUUUGAUUCACCUGUAAAGGAAAAGCCAGUGGAAGUAGAGAUGAAGAAAGAACAUGUUAAGAUAGAAAAUUCAGAAGAGAAAGUUGCAAAGACUGCUAACAUAUUGAAGGAAUCAAAAACCGAUUUGAAAUCAAAUUUACAAGAAGAAAAGUUGAUUUCUAAGACAGAACUAUUUCUGAAAGAAGAAGAAACCACAGAAAUUACUUUUGAAGAUUCUAUUGAGAAUCUGGGGAAAGCCCCUAAUGGUGAGGAUUCUGCAGAGAAUCUGGGCAAGGCCCCCAAUGGUGAGGAUCUCUAUUCUCUGCUUGAGUUACAUGAAAAACUUGAAAGAAUACAAGAUUCUGUUAUCUUAGAAAAGGUUGUACUUGCUAUACAAGAAACGGGAAUGUAUAAUGUUGGGGAAACGACCUUUGACUUUGACCUGUGUGUCCUUGACAGCAAAACUGUCAGACUCAUUGAAAAUUUUAUCAGUAAUAAUGCAGUGUCUGCAAUGUAAAAAAAACAAACUUUUGAAGUUCUGAUUUUUUAUAAAUUUCAUUACUUAUGCAUGAUUGCUUAAAUACAAAAAGAGUAAAAUGUUUAAACAAAGUAUUUAAAUUUCACAUGAUGUGGGUAUCGGACUGAAAAGUUAAGUAAAUAUUAAGCAGAAGGUUUUUGUAUUUUAGCAAAUCAAGUUUCAGUUCUCUUUUGCAGUAAUGAUGUAAUAAAAUAGUUUUCAAACAUUUUUAUGUAUACUAAUGCAAAGUGCUAAAUUGUACAUUCUUGGACUUUUUAUUGCCUUUUUGUUUUAUAAAUUAUUUCAGAAAUUGAUUGUAUAUUUUUGUACAUGUUGUUGAACAUGUUGUUUCACAUGUUGUUUCUUUGUGCUGUUGUGUUUUAUUGUUUUAAUAACAUUGUUUUAAACAGUUUGGAAAUCAUUACUUAACUGUCAGGACGGGAAAAUAUGCUGAAUGAAAUAUUGAUUUCAAUUUGAAAUGUAACUAAAAUAGUCAAAUGGUGGGAGGAGUCCUGUGAAACAUAAAAAAGGUAUAUAACAUGUGACUCUUCAUUGUCAAGAUCUAUUAGAUUCCACAGAUUUAUAAUUGCACCAUUUAGUUAUAUUAUGUUUAAUGAAUAUCAUCUGUCAUGGAUUGGGUUUGAACAAUGUAAAAAAACAUGACAAGAAGACAAAUCAUCAUGUAAAAAGUAAUGUCCUCCUUUUAUAAAGACCCUUAAUCUAUUCAUGAUCAAUUUGAUUUGGACUAAAUUGAAUUUUUUUUUCAUAAUGAAUUUGUGCUUCACUUUCCUGAAAUUAUUUUCAUGUGUUAUAACAGUCUCAGAUUGCUUACAUAUACAUUGUUUAGUCUCUUGUGGAUAGUUGUCUCAUUGGCAAUCAAACCACAAUUCCUUAUUUUAGAUUUCCGUACAUUAUCUGUGGCAAAGUCUUUAACAUGUAUAUGUUAAAUUAUGUUAGAUUAUACUGGUAUGUAAUUGACUUUUUUUCCUUUCUAAAAAAAUAAUAUCUUGUACUAGAAUUGUUUUUUUAUUGCAAUGCGAAAUGCAAUGAUAUGUUUUACUGUGACCACCUGUUAGAAGAGUAGAUAUCGUAAAGAAGAAAGGAGGAUCUGGUAUUUUGAUUGAUCUGUUUGGAGUGUAUAUAUAUAUAUAAAUAAAUGUGUACUACCUUUGUUAGAAACUCUGUCAUGAGCUGUACUGAUGCUAGACAGUAGAAGAGCGGUGCUAUGUAUAGUACUUAAGCAUAUUUGAUGUUUGUAUAGUAAAUAUCCUAAAUUGAGAAGACCAGAAUUAAAUUUUGACAAAAUGUGCCAUACUAUUGAAACUAUUAUUAGAUUUAAAAAACAGUCAAUUUGAUAUGAAAUUCUGCUCAUAAAUUUAGCAAGUUUCAAUUUAUUUUGUCUUUUCAAUUUAUGAUAUUUUGAUGUUGGAUCAGAGUUUUGUUGAAAAAUAAGAUGUGCCAAAGAAAUCAAAAAAAGUUCUUAGAACAUGUAUUGUCAUGUGCAUUCAUUAUUGUGAUUAUAUGACAGACUUUUGCAAUUGACCCUUUUGACCGUUCCAUGAUAAAAUUUAAUCAUUGAUAUAAGCUAUGGUAUAUGCCAAUUUGCAAUAUGUUGCUUGAAAAAACUGGCAGUUAUGUUCAUUUGAAAAUUUCUGAAGAUUGUAGCCUUUUCCCAUUAAUGGGAGCUUCUAAGUCAGUCUUGAUACAAUGGUGAAGGAUCCAUAUCUUAUAUUACAUAAGCAGUGAUAUAUAUGCAGUCCCUGUUAAGUUAUCUGGCUACAUAGUGUAUCAAUUUGUUUAAGAUUUCUCACUUUCUAAUCUUAAAAGGUCUGUAAAAGUGAAUAAAGGUGAAAACAUUUGUAGAUAAUUUGUAAUUUCUUUCUCAAUGAUUGCUAAAGAAUUUGGUCAUAAGAUUAUAUCGUGCUCCUGUUAGACAUAACACUUUAUUUUACACAUACAUUUAUUUGUAUAGGGUAAAAUUUAGAAAUAAAGAUAACAUUUUUCCGAAGAGAAGUAUGAUAUUCAGUGAAAACUUGCAUUCACAUUACCAAAGGAUUUUAAUUAGUAGCAGUAAUUAUUGUAAUUUAAAAGAAACAAAAACCUGUGUACUUGUUACUCCCUACUGGAUGAUUAAACUGACAUUUUUUGCUUCGACGAAGAUCCUUAAUGAUCUGCAGUAUUUGAAAGCUUAGUUGCUGGUCUAGUUAUUUUUAGUUUUUGGAUGCAUCUUAGUGUUUUAAUUAAAUAAAAAUGCAUGUAGUAGAUAUCCUUCUGCUUGAGUGGAAAUAUAUAUUGUCAGUUUUUAUAACUGCUUAUUCCAAACUUCACAAAGUGUUAGUCCUACUAGAUGAUUCUGUUGACAAGAUAGCUUACUUAUGCAGUAGAAAUACUUCAAAGUCUUGAAAUUUUGCAUUUUGUCAAAAACAGUAUGUUAAAAGUUACAUUUGUUAUAUGUUGUAAAUGAAAAAUGGCAAUAUUGUUGUUGUUUCUAUGUUGAUUUUUCAAACACGAUGUUUUGUUUUGUUUUUGGUCUUGAAGGGAAUGACUUGUAUUAUAUUUGAACAACAAGUAGGAACUUAAAAUGUUUUACAUUUUCAUGAAUGAGUACAAAGGCAUUUGUUGUUCAUCAACAUUAUUUUCUGGUUUGGUGACCUUGUUAACUUCAUUAUAUGACUGAAAGCAAAACAUUUUAAAUUUAAGUUCAUAGCCAAACUUACAUGACUUAUUUUUAGUUGAAGUUAAAAUGAAAUAAAGAAGGUUGUGUCAAAAAUCAGUGGCAGUAAAUUUAAACGUCUUUUUGAUAAGUUCGCCUCUUGUUAUAAUGCAAUUUUGUCAAGAGGUUUGAUUUUCCUGUCAAUAUCUACCUAAGGAGACAUAAUCAGCUCACCAUCUUUGCAAUGAGGUUCUGGGCUUACAGUUGUUGUCUCCAAAAGGGAGUUGGUGUAGUUAAUUUACUGCAAUAUGAAAUUUGAAAGGACAGAAGGUUGCACCAAGCAGCUGAAAAAUACCCAGUGAAAUUUUGUGUGUGGGUUAUAUUAAGUGACAUUGAAUCCCUAUCAGUAUACACAUGGAUUGGUAAGAAUCUUGAAUCUUUUUUUGUUGACCUCUUGACCUAGGUUAUAAAUGUCUGUUAUUGUUUAUAAUUUAUAUUGAUGUAUUGGUAAUCUUACUUGUAACAUGUGUAAUUAAUGUGUUUUAGAAAUGCUUUAUGGUGGGCAAUGCACCCCUAUUAGAUAUGUAAUCUUUGUGUUAAUUAAGGCAGCAAAUCCAUGAAGUACAUGGCAUGGAAUCUUUAGCUUGCAGUACUACAAGUAAAUUGAUUCACGGAAAAUGAAAAUUCUAGAAGAUCUUUUAUUGGAGCAGUUUGGAUUACUUUAAAUAAUGUUAAGUGUUGACAUUUCCAAAACAUUAUGUUUUACAAUGAUCCUCUAUGAACUGGAGACAAUUGAUCUAAGUUCUGAUUUCAAGUUAACUGUUAAAGUUGCAUAAAGCUUUCAAGCCUCAUUGUAUGAAAUUUUAUAGGAAUAAAGACUUAUGUUGAAGGAAUUACCUAAAGUAUUAACUCUGAUGAUUUUCUCACUAAAUAAAAACCCAAGAAUCAUAUCAAAAGCGUUUUUAAGAUUUUUUUUGUUUCAUUUCUUUAGUUUUAAAGCUGCUUUUUUAAAGUAAAAGUAUUAUUUCACAGUUGUUAUUUUUUUUUAUUGUUGAAACAAUUAAAUUAACUUUAAACCUUUAAUCCUUGCCAAACAUUAUAUUGUUAACUGUUAUCUGAAUUAAAAUGUUGCUCCUUUGUUGUUUAAAGAUUUUAACAAGCAAAAUUGAAAAGUGGUUAUUUCUGAGGGAUUUUCAAGAAAUUAUUGUACUUCAAAGUCUUGGUCUAAAAAAAAAGUAUCACUGAUGGAUCUAUUACAACAAUACUUAUGAUUCGAAAAAAAAAAACCCUAUAUAAUUUAUUGAAAGUUUAGGAUUGUAAAAACAAACUAUUCUAAUUUUUCCAAUAUUCUAAGAUUAAAAGUACUAGCUCUGCAGAUAUCUUCUUGAGAAGAUUCUUUUACCAUAUGCUUAUGUACUUAAAACACAAUUGGUUGUUGUCAGUGUAACUGAUUCAAUGGGCCUCUUGUAAGUUAAGGCUUAUAUUAUCAUUUAGGUUAACAGAUUGCUCUUGCAGUUGUGACAGGUAUUAUUUAUUGGAAUGUGAGUCUAUAAGUGAUGAUCUCUUUUUUCAUGACAUUGUAAAUUGUCCAUAAUCAUAUUUAUUUCAUUCAUUGGUUGUUAGUCAUAUUUUUAUGUGAAGCAUUCGUCACAUAUCACUAGUAUAAUGUAUAAUCAGCACUCAAAACAUUAAUGUGCUUCACAAACUGAGAUACUGAUUGGUAAACUGUUCAGAUCAUAUUCUGUGAAAAAGUAAUUGACAAAUAGUUUGCACUAUACAAUCCCUUUUCAUUUUCUAGAUCAUAUCUAUCAGCUUCCACAUGUAAUUUUGUAAGGUAUUCUUAUGGCAAAAUAUCCUUCAUUUCUACGUGCCAAACUUUUUACAGAAUUAUAGGAGUCGAAUCAAGGUUUGUGAAAAGGGGGUCUUAAAUGUAAAAAAUAAUUGAUUAUUUAAAAAAAAAUUAAAACUUUUUCUCAUAAAGGUGGCAUAGGCUGUCUCCCUUUCCCCUCCUCAAAAUCAGCCACUGGAAUUAAAUGGACUGCCUUUUGAUUAAAAAAUACUUGUUAAGCAGUAGUGGUUAGUCUUUUUAUGAAUUUUAUUCUGUCAGAGGGGAUAAAUUUAUUUUCUAAAUAUGAUCUUUUAUAUUUUAUGAACUGUAUUCUUAUAAGUACAAUAUACAUGUCUUUAUUUAUUUAGAAUUAUAUAUCAUUAUUGAUUAACUAAACCCUCUUUUCCAAUUUAUCUUUACAAUGCUAGAAUAAUGUAUUUAUUGAUGAAAACCAGUCUUUUUAAAUUCAUUCCCAUACAUAGAAUAUGUUCUGGACAGUUUUCCAAGUUCACUUACUGUUUAAAACUUCAGAAGCACCAGCUACACAUAAUAAUCUGUUUGUUUGUUAUAAAAUAUUUUAAAAUAAUAUACAUGACUUGUUACCAUUGUAAUUAACUUAAUACAUCUUUCAAUUUCAUUGGGAAAUUUUUGAGAUUUUUCAUUUUAAUAUUUAUUGUUCUCAAGAUUGUUAGUGCAUUCAGACAAGAGUUUACAGACUAUGUUGACCCCUUGGCAUUCACUGAUAAAGCAAAUAAAUUGCAAAUUGAAUAAAUUAAUUUUUUUUGUUGUUGUUGUUGUUGUAUUGAUCUGGCAAAUUUACCAGAAACAAUGAAACAUUACUAGUAAGAAAUUUAAACCUCACAGGUGCAUGUUCUUACAAGGAUAAAAUGAAUAAUGUCUAUAAACUCUUUACAAUCCUUCAUUAUAACCAUAUCACUUGGGCUGCACAAAAUUAAAUAAAAGUGAUAGUUACAUUUUCUGAUCUGUACCUGGAAAAUAUAUAAUUCCAAAUAUUCUUGGAAAGAUAAAUGAUCUAAGAAUAUUUAAAGACAAUAAGGGGAACGAAACAUGUUGGUUUCCAUUAUUUAUUUGUGCUGUAUUUGAUUAUAAAUCAGAAUUUAUUUUUAUUAAAGUACAGAAAAGUGCAGAUUUUUUCUUCGUAUUACACUAACUUAAAUAUUAUAAUUCUAUGCUUGUUAAUAUUUCCCUGGUUUGGAAUUUACCCUUUACAGUGUUGACUUGUGUUUCUAUAAUUGUUGAAUGUUUUCUUUAUUUUUCUUUUUAUACUUUCAUUGGUGCUUCUGAAAAGAUACGAAAAUAAAAUCUUAAAUUCA